AUUAAAGUCUUCAUCACAAAUAUGGAAAAUUUUCUUUACUUUUCCCUAUCUUUUCCCUCUUUUCCUUGCCUCUGAUAGUUCUCCUGUCAACAACCAGUUCAUCAUCUGCUGCAACAUUUUGUGAGAACUCAGGAAAGGAAACCCUAGAAAAAGCUGAAGUGGAAGACCAAAAGCAAGAAGAAUACACCACAACCCACAAAUACCAAUUUUCAUUGAAAAGGUCCAAGAGGAACGAAGCAAUAAAAAAGAAAUAAAAAACCAAGAUAACCCUUUUCAUGGACUCAAUCCCAGAUCACAUAGAGAGUUCUUACUCCGAGAACACAAGUGUGGGCAACAACAGUUCAACUGGAGCCACUUCAUCUUCUUCAACACCAAGCCGAUACGAGAACCAGAAGCGCCGGGACUGGAACACCUUCGGCCAAUACCUGAAAAACCACCGGCCACCGCUCUCACUUUCGCGGUGCAGCGGUGCCCAUGUCCUCGAAUUCCUCCGAUACCUCGACCAAUUUGGCAAGACCAAAGUGCACACCCCUAUAUGUCCCUUUUACGGACACCCAAACCCGCCAGCUCCGUGUCCAUGCCCACUUCGACAAGCGUGGGGAAGCCUUGAUGCGCUCAUCGGACGCCUCAGAGCCGCCUUUGAAGAGAACGGUGGGAAACCUGAAGCAAACCCAUUUGGGGCUCGAGCUGUGAGACUCUAUCUUCGUGAGGUUCGUGAUUUGCAGUCGAAAGCUAGAGGGAUUAGCUAUGAGAAGAAGAAGCGGAAGCGCCCACCACAGCCAUUGCCUGCACUUCCACCACCUGGUGCAAAUAUGGUUAAGUUGUUUUACUCAAUUGUUGCAACUAUAAAACUAUUCUGGGUAUUCUGUUUGCUACCAGAGAAGCAGUGCUUGGAUCUAGAGCAGUUCAGUUCAUAG
Messenger RNA from Ilex paraguariensis (yerba mate), 917 nucleotides. The record is from the annotation of a GenBank genome assembly. NCBI's taxonomy places the organism in Eukaryota, Viridiplantae, Streptophyta, Magnoliopsida, Aquifoliales, Aquifoliaceae.